UGGUUGGGCACAGGCCGCCCCUCUCCUGGGCUGUGGGGGACACACCUUUAUGUUCCUAUUUGCCCUGAGCAUAAGUGGCUGUGUCUCAUUCUGUGUCUCAUUUCUCCAUUAACAUUCCUUGCAGAUCAAUGGGAAAUGCCUGAUGGAGCUGCCAUACCUGUAACUACAAACUAGGGAAAGACCCAGGUUACUUCCCCUUGGAGAAACCAGGAGUGACAGAAGGAAUCGCUACAUGUUCAGUUGCGCGUCUCACCCACCAAUGAAGGGGAAACGGAUUAGGAAUUCUGCUGCUGCUUUGAGAUUGGUCGGCCGCUGAGCAGAAGAUGAUGAUGUUGGCAGGGAAGGGGCCCAUUUGGGUCCACUGGGUUCUGAUUUUGUGUCUUGGAGCGUGUGCCGAGGUGCUGACCAGAGCUACGGGCAGCAAACCUGCAGAAUUCGGCAAACGUUACACAGGGAUUGUGGAUAAGGACACAGAAGAACUUUACUCGUUCAGUUACACCAGCAAGAAUGGCACGGUGGAUGCACUCCGAGUCUUUGUAAAUUCUAAUUCCAUCAACUUGGAGUUCCCAGUGCUGUUUGUGGUGCGCCAGCAGAAAGCCAUCCUCUCCUGGCAGGUGCCAAUGGUCUUCAGAGGAAAUUUCCCAAGGAUGUACACUUACCAGGACGUGAGCCGCACGCUGUGUCCCGCCGAACCUCAGGAGGAAGCGGGGUCCCUGGAACAGUUUAUUUAUAUUGACAUCGCCUCCAUGUCGCCCUCUGUUGUUCAUUAUGAGCUCAUGGUCACCCGACUGCUUUACUUUCAGCUACAGACGUCUGUACCUUUCAACUUCAGUGCGUCGCCAUCUCAGCCUCAGUAUUUCCUCUACACGUUUCCCAAGGGUGUUGAUUCCGUCAUCAUCAAAGUGACAUCUCCUGAAAUCUACCCCUGCUCGGUGGUGUCAGUGCAGGAUAUUUCGUGCCCAGUGUAUGACCUGGACUAUAAUGUGGAAUUUAACGGCGUCUACCAGACUAUGACAAAGCAAGCCGCCAUCACUGUGCAGAGGAAGGACUACCCUGGGGGCAAGUUUUAUGUGGUUUUUGUCAUCAAACCUGAAGAUUAUACCUGCGGAGGCACCGUGCCACAGUCCACUCAGGGGUCAGGAAAUCACACCUGGAACCUGAAGAGGGUGAAACACCUGGAAGUGACCGUCAACCCAUCAAUAAAUGAAUCGGCGUAUAUUCAGGCUACACUUCUGUGUCUGCUCUACUUCCUGGUCUUCUAUGUGGGAUCACUACUGGUGGCUUUUGUGCACUAUAUAAGCAUCCACAGAAAGGAGAGGAACCUGAGGGGCAGCCCCGAUGAAGGUGAAGGUAGUGUGGCCGCCUCCCACCCCAUUACAACCAGUACCCCAGAGGGGAGCAGCUAUGGAGCAAUAGAUGAGUCCAGCCCCGGAGCCCGAAAGCUGACUCCUCCUCCCAUCCCUCGACCCCGGGUCUACUCAGACAGCUCCGCGGAUGAAGAGAGCGACUUUGAUGCCAUUCCAGAGAUGGAGAGCGACAAGAACGUCAUUCGGGCAAAGACAUUCCUAUAUGUGUCGGAUCUGGCAGUGAAAGACCGCAGGGUCGUUAGCAAGAAGUACAGGAUUUAUUUUUGGAACAUAAUCACCAUUGCAGUGUUCUACGCACUGCCUGUCGUCCAGUUGGUUAUCACGUACCAGACGGUGUUGAACGUGACGGGUAACCAAGACAUCUGUUACUAUAACUUCCUAUGUGCCCAUCCGCUGGGUGUUCUCAGCGCCUUCAACAAUGUCAUGAGCAACAUGGGUCACGUCUUGCUGGGUUUCCUCUUCUUACUCAUUGUCCUCCGCCGAGACCUUCUGCACAGGCACCUUCUUGAGGUCAAUGACACCUAUGUCACGGAUUAUGGCAUCCCCAAACAUUUUGGCCUCUUUUACACAAUGGGUGUGGCCCUCAUUAUGGAAGGUGUGCUUAGCGCCUGCUACCAUGUCUGCCCUAACUACUCCAAUUUCCAGUUUGAUACGUCCUUCAUGUACAUGAUCGCUGGGCUGUGCAUGCUGAAACUGUACCAGACGCGUCAUCCGGACAUCAACGCCAGCGCCUACGCGGCCUACGCCUCCUUCGCCCUGGUCAUCUUCCUCGCAGUCAUGGGAGUGAUAUUUGGCAAGGACAACAUCUGGUUCUGGGUGAUAUUUUCCAUUGUCCAUGUGGUGGGUUCCCUAGCGCUCAGCACUCACAUCUAUUACAUGGGGCGUUUUAGGAUCGACGUGUCCAACACAGAUUUUGGCAUUUUCAAGCGCAUCACCCAGGUGCUGUACACAGACUGUAUGCAGCAGUGUAGCCGGCCUAUGUAUAUGGACAGGAUGAUUCUGCUGAUUGUGGGAAACAUUGUCAACUGGCUCUUCGCCAUAUUUGGCCUGGUGUUCCGGCCUCGAGACUUUCCCUCCUACCUGCUGGGCAUUUUCAUCUGCAACCUGCUGCUUUACCUGGCGUUCUACAUCAUUAUGAAGUUGCGCAGCUCAGAGAGGAUCCAGAUGUUGCCGCUCUUCUGUAUCAUUGCCACAGCAGUUAUGUGGGCUGCUGCCCUGUACUUCUUCUUCCAGACCCUCAGCAGCUGGGAGCAAACACCCGCUGAAUCCAGAGAGAAGAACCGCUCUUGUAUCAUCCUGCACUUCUUUGAUGACCAUGAUAUUUGGCACUUUCUCUCGGCAACGGCCAUGUUCUUCUCCUUCCUGGUCCUCCUCACACUGGAUGAUGAUCUGGAUGUUGUACGCAGAGAUAAAAUCCCAGUGUUUUAAGUGAAGACCCUUCACCAAUGGACUUCUCCUCCAUGGAUCAAGAAGCUUGAUUACAAGCUGAAGCUGCUCGAGUAAAGCACUUUGCAGCUGUCCAACAGAAAGGAUUGGAUAGGAUGAUGGUGCCAAUAGUUGGGAAAAAGUUUCAUCCUCUCCUCAGCCAACCAGUCUGCUGAUCAAAGGAUUAUACAUACUGCCUACAAUUACUGCCAAACCCAGGGCUUGAUUCAGGGCCACCUGGGAGCUCAGCCCUAGCUUUUAUAUUACUGCACAAUUUAUUUGAUGUUCUAAAAUGCGGGAAUCAGAUUUUCACAUACGUGUUUCCAUAACUUAUGUCCUUCCCCAGGGCAACCACAGUGUGAAGCAUGUCAGCAGAUUUUGCUGGCUGAGUGAGUAGUAGAAUCCAACCCCAAUGUUUUUAUCCAGGACUUCAGAAAGAAAAGAUAGCAGAUAACUUUUAAAAGUGAUGGUCAAUCAGAUCUGAAAAAAUAACCAAUAGGACAACAUUACCACUGGAGAUUUUUGGGUACUUUUUGCACAGCCUUGAUUUGCUGAAUCCACUUUCAGAUCUGCUCUAACUUUACCCACAAACCCAAGUAAAACAGCUGGAAACUUGCUGAUUCUACUGGGAUUUUUUGUUUUUCCCAUUUGAAAUUUUCUUUGUCCUGACAUUACCCGUCUGGGUGCCAAGGGUGAACUGUGUCACCUUGCGUGGAGUGUGGCUGCUCAUUAUGUUGUGACUGCUGAGUUUGGUGUGAACUUUACAAAGUAAAUGUAUGUGCUUGUUGCUUCAAAGUUCAACGUACUUGGGUUCAAACCAUGUACUGCUUGUAUCCUUCCUGCCAUUGUUAUGGAGACAGUUAAUACAUUUCUUCUCUUGCAUUUAUACAUUUUUCCACGAGAUUCGCGGAUACUUUAUACAGUUUUGCACAGUGCGAGUAAGACUUUUUUUAAGCUUGUAAUUUAUUUAAAAAUGCUUAAUAUAACAACACAUCAGAUGUUUGCCUUGUCCUAAACUGUGCCACAAAUGUACUAAACCUAUCACUGCAGACUUUCAAAGAAAUGAGUCCAUUAUUUUGUGACAGCUGUCUCGGGCUGGUUUAUUUGGUCACGUUCCUUGUGGAGCUUUGCUUAGCUGCCUGUUCCCAGUGAUGUCACAUUGGAGCCUGUACAGCUGAAUAUAUGAACUUUACCACAUUAUAUAGCUAAGGGGUUUGUUUACUCUUGGGGGCAUAUUUAUCAAAGGUCGAGUGAGUUUUUUUUUACCUCAAAUGACCUCGAAACUCGAAUAGUAUAUUAUUUAGGAGAAAACUUGGAUGUCUAAAACUCAAACUAAUAUUAACGACCUGAAAACUAGAAUUGAAUACUCUGAAAAAAACUUGAAUGUCAGGAAGGCUAUUAACAUCUUCAAUUAGGUUACUGGUCCUCUGCCAUGGACUUCUACCUGAACUCGACAGGUUUUGGGUGCCGUACUAUCGAAUUCAAGUUGUUCCCAGGGUUGAGUUUUGACCAAAAAUCCAACUCGAAAAUUCAAAUUCGAAUUUACCAUUCGGACCUUAAUAAAUCUGCCCCCUUUUUUUUUUUUUUUCAAAGAUAUUGAUUUACAUCAAACAGGUAAUUUCCCAAUUCAGUCAAGAACAUAACAUUUGAGUGAAUACAACAACAAAUUGGAGCCUUAAUCAAAUUUGCACAAAAUCUAGAAUAACUAUUUUAAAAAUGAGUCCCUUAAAUCUAGCGAUUUAAAUGUAAAACAUUUUAUUCAGUUGAGGAUUAGGCUGAGGGUUAAGAUGAAUUCUGGAUUUGGCACAUUAAAACAUGGUGUCUUUAAUAUUUGACUUUUUAUAAAUCACAGUGAUCUGCAACCGUGUUUUAUCACUUCCAUUCAUAUAAAAUGCCAACAUUUGACAGUAGUGUACCAAAAAUAUUUGGACACUAUAGUUUCCUGCCUCCCAGAGUUUACAGUUCAAAUACUGGCGACUGCAGAACUCCAUAAGCUACUUGCCUGAUUUCAACCGCUGAUACCAAACUCUCCUCUAAUCAAAUCAUUUACUUUUUUAAACCAAUCAGAAUGGUGGGUUUCAUUUAAAAUGCUGUACAUAACAAAAUACUAUCUCAGAAAGUAGAAGUUUUUAAGUCAUGGGUUUUGUACAUCAUUAAAUUUGCUCGACAUAUGUCAUUUUAAGAAAAAGUCAGUUCUUUAGAUUCAAAAAAACCCUUGACUUUUGGGAAUACUACAGAAAAUCCCAACAAAAUUGAGAAUUUUGGUGCCACAGUCUACUCCACACAACUUAUAUAUAGAUCUGCAAAAUUUAUGUGACAAUAUACCACAUUUGUUGUAUUGAAAUGACAAAACUAAUUUUAAAUUCAUCCGACAUUGUAACAUGAUAAAGGAGUUUAGAAAUCUUUUCAAUUUUGUCUUUAUUGCCAAAAACUUUCUAAUAAAAUUCUUUUGGAAUGUA
Molecule: messenger RNA, 5251 nt
Organism: Xenopus laevis (African clawed frog)
Lineage: Eukaryota; Metazoa; Chordata; Amphibia; Anura; Pipidae
Gene: sidt1.S
Product: SID1 transmembrane family member 1 S homeolog
Exons: 27
Coding region: 324-2795 (823 amino acids)
Biological process (GO): RNA transport
Cellular component (GO): membrane; plasma membrane; lysosome
Molecular function (GO): RNA transmembrane transporter activity; double-stranded RNA binding
Source: RefSeq, a predicted model, not a curated record